Molecule: messenger RNA, 888 nt
Organism: Bradysia coprophila
Lineage: Eukaryota; Metazoa; Arthropoda; Insecta; Diptera; Sciaridae
Product: signal transducer and activator of transcription 5B-like
Biological process (GO): signal transduction; regulation of DNA-templated transcription
Molecular function (GO): DNA-binding transcription factor activity; DNA binding
Source: RefSeq, a predicted model, not a curated record
AUGAAGGAAGAGUCAUUCGUAGACAUCGAUGAUCCGCAAAUUGAACUGAAUGCCUCACAGUUCUUGCACGCAUUAAUUCAGGAGGUGCAAAAUGAAAAACAGAAACUGAACCGGGUUGAACAGCUUUCGAUAAAAUGUCGAUUGGAUGAAUCAAUUCAAACAUUCACCCAGCAGUUGUACUGUCCAUUUGUAAUUUAUAAGCAUAUUCGAGAUACCAUUUCGUACGAGCAAAAUUUGAUUGAAAAUGUUUGUGGCGGUCAGCAAACCAUAGAUCCGGAAGCCGCUGACAUCAAUAACAAAUUGAAAGAAUUGACCAUCCAAAUGCAGAUCAAUAAGGGAAAGCAGACCGAGUACAGACAUGAAGUUGAAAAUUGCAAAUUACUUAACUGCAGCGAUAAAAUUCGACAGAAACAACGCUUUCUCGUAGACCGUGCAACCAAUUUGUAUCAGAGCUUUGAAAGUACGAUUGACAAAAUUGAUGCCGUCCAGGUGGUCAUUGUGAAUCGGCUCGGUAAAUGGAAACGUGAUCAAGCAUUGGCUGGUAACGGCGCACCGUUGAAUGGAGACACUUUGGACGAAAUUCAGAGGUGGUUUGAGGCAUUGGGCAAGGUUAUUUUGAAUACGCGACUUUGUAUUGACGCGACACACGAAUUAAACGUCGGCCUUCCAAUGGCCAUGAACAUGGAAGAUGUGAUGAGGAAAAUUACAGCCUUGCUGCAAAAUUUAAUCGUAUCGGGAUUUAUUGUCGAGAAGCAACCACCGCAAGUGAUGAAAAGAAACGUUAGAUUCUCUGCAACCGUUCGACUCCUAACUGCCGAUUUUCACAAGAGCAAUCCAUCUGUCGUCGUGUCCAUUUUAUCAGGCAAGUCAAAAUGCAUUUGGAUGUGA